CAGCCUUGAAGUCUAUAGAAACCACUUACACCCAUGCCACAUGCCUCUAGCGCACCGUAGUUCAUGUCAUGGUCUCGACGAGAUAGACCAGACAUUCUCCGACUAGACAACCCCAAAGUUCCCCUGCGCAAAAGCGUUGAUUCUCAUCUCAAUUAUCCUUUGCAAGUACGUUCUGCAGACGACGGAACCGCAAUGGUCUGACUGUCUUCCAUCUCACGACUAUCUGAAAUCCAACGAAAGACAAACAGCUCGAGGAUGUUGGGCAAGCCAUGGCUUGUUGGUCAGUUUUCUUCUGUUGAAUGAUUGCAGUCUGGAAGACUUCAUCUGGUGUUGUCCAGCAGCCUCAACCUGCCACCAAUACACACACUUCAUCCAACCUCACCGUAAUUUCAUGCCAGAGCUGGUACGAAACAGCUUGUCAAACUCUCUUUAUCUCCAUCCUCAGACGACAAGACUCGGAGUCAUCUAACCUACGGAUGCUACUGUUUGUCUUCAGGAACGGUCGCAGCCUCAAUCUCAGGGACUUUGCGAUACCCACAUGUUGCGUCACGGGAAGUCUUGGCAGCAAAUUGACAGUUCAAAGUCCCAUUUGCGAAACCCCCCUUUUGUGUGCUGAGGCUGAAUGUGGUUUAGCGGGGAAAUCUGGAGACGUUCAGGGAUCAAACAAGGGCCGGGCCCCUUUGUUGAGCGGGAACCGUCAAUCGUUAUCGAUAAGAUCUCCCCCACCCUUCCGGUGGACCGCUGCCCGCAGAAUCAGGCUGCCCUGGUGACGGGAUGAGGUGCUUGACCCCUCGAUUUUGUUGAGUGGGUACCUCGCUGCAUGACCAUAGCCGUAGAGGUGUCUGCCAGUGUCAUCUGCCAUUGCCGGUCAGCAAGAUGGCUUCAAAUAUCGGGAUGAAAAGAAGGGGAUGUUUAGAGAAAAGCGAGUCGGUCUAGACGAGUUCAGGCAUAGAAAUUUGCUUUUUAUCUUUGUUCCAUCCCGACUCGGAUCAAACACCGGCGAGGCAGGCUUGCAGGGCGCCAUUCCCACUGUAAAAUCGAGGGGGAGGGGCGGGGGCCAAAGAUGACGAAAUGUGCCCACGACUGGCUGCCAGGGACGCGCUGUUCCUACAGGAACCCAUGCAGAUUGCAACACUGGUGAAUACCAUCAACUCAAGAGGGGGCAAAAGAGGCAGAGAGG
This is a messenger RNA of Neurospora tetraspora, 1180 nucleotides long. RefSeq lists its product as uncharacterized. Bases 300 to 770 code for a protein of 156 amino acids. NCBI's taxonomy places the organism in Eukaryota, Fungi, Ascomycota, Sordariomycetes, Sordariales, Sordariaceae. The record is from RefSeq and is a predicted model, not a curated record. The transcript has a single exon.